AUCCCUGACAGAUGAGGAAGGGCCUUUUUCCAUUCACUUCAUACAUUUAACAUUCUCAUGGGACUGUGGGAGACUGAGUGAGGGAUGAACCUCAGUCGAAACUUUAUCUGCAGUGAGGUAGUCCAUGUCACUCAAGGCGCAUUCCAUUGACUGAGAGGUGUUUUCACCAAGCUACAUACCCUGCAUAUUCUACCGAACACGUACUGUAGUAGACUUAAACAAGGAUCUGCUUAUGUUUGAGACAAACUGUUAUUGAAACUGGGAAAUACUCUGCUGUGCUUCAACGAAACAUUCAUACAGUUAAACAAAAUAUUAUAGGAACACGGGGAGAAUGGAUCACGCGCAACGAAAGUCUGAUGUAUUUGCUUUACAAGAGGUGUGACACAUUGAAGUGAGUUCGACAUGGCAUGCUGGAAAUGGUGCCGUCGGACCUGGGUUUGUUGCCUGGACGAUGAAGAGAGGAGGAGCAUUGCUAUUGACAAGGAGAUUCAGAGGAUUCUCCGACAGCAGAAGAACAGAGAACGCAAAGAAAUCAAAGUUCUUUUACUCGGCACAGGGGAGAGUGGGAAAACCACCUUCAUCCGACAGAUGAGGAUCAUCCAUGGAAGUGGCUUCUCUGAGGAGGAAAGACAGGACUUCGCCAAGCUCAUCUACCAGAACAUCUUCACGGCUGUGAAAGCUAUGACCCGGGCCAUGAUCACCCUCAGACUGCCCUAUGCCUACCCAGAGAAUGAGAUGUAUGCCAGGUGGGUGCAGGAUGUGGACACAGUGCAGGUCAUCCAGCUGGACCGUGGCUUUGUGGACGCUAUCCGCCAUCUAUGGGCCGACCCAGGCCUCCGGGUCUGCUACAGCCGCCGCAGCGAGUAUCAGUUGCUGGACUCCACAGAGUAUUACAUGACCAAUCUGGACCGCAUAUCUGCCCCAGACUACAUCCCCACUGCUCAGGACGUGCUGCGGGUACGAUUCCCCACCACUGGCAUCCAUGACUACUCCUUCACUGUAAAGACCAUCACACUCAGGAUUGUGGAUGUGGGUGGACAGAAGUCAGAGAGGAGAAAGUGGAUCCAUUGUUUUCAGGAUGUGACGUCCCUCAUUUUCCUGGCUUCCCUCAGCGAGUACGACCAGGUCCUGGAGGAGAGAGAGACUGAUCAGAAGCGUAUGGAUGAGAGCUUGGCUUUGUUCUACACCACCAUCCACUCCCCCUGGUUCCUCAACACCUCCAUCAUCCUCUUUCUCAACAAGACAGAUAUCCUGGCUGACAAGAUCCAGGCAUCCGACCUGCAGAAGUACUUCCCAGGGUUCACAGGAAAGCGACGUGACGCUCAGGAUGCUAUGAAGUACAUCCAGAAGAUGUAUGAGCAGCAGGCUCACAGCCGGGACAAGAAGGAAGAUAGCAAGACCCUGUACCCCCACUUCACCUGCGCCACCGACACCAACAACAUCCGCAAAGUGUUCAGUGACGUCAAGGACACGGUGCUCCUCAAGUCUCUCAUGGAGUUUGGGGUGAUCUGAGGGCCUGGGGACCCGCCUACCUAUGGGGCCACACUCAACCAACAACCACUCAGGGCAGAAGAGGCUCUCCCUCCGUCCCUCCCUUGCUCAGUUUUCUCCUCUCUCUCAAUCUCAGCUCCAGUGGGGAUGCUCUCGGGCCAAACCUUCUUAUUGCAGGAAGGAAUCUCUACCUGGAGAGCAGAACAGAAUGGAGGGACUCCUAUGACUCCUGUAUCACUAACCUGUUUUACACACACACACACACUCUGGUUGUUAUUUUCUAAUGUUGUGUGUAAGGGCGUGGAGAUGUAGUGGCCUACCAGUGGUUGAAACUGGACUAGAGAUGUCAUGAAGUGCUGUGUCUCCAUUAUGUGAGUGAUGAAUUUAGCUGGUGGAGAUGAGAACUCUAUAUCCCUCUAUAUCCCUACCACAACCCUGUUGAUAGAAAAUGCCUCUAGAGAUCACUACAGAAGAUUCCACUCUAUCUGUGUGUUGAAUUAACACUACUGUACACAUGCGUUGUAGCCAUUACAUUACCAGUUCACACCUAUGAGAAGUAGCCACCACUGAAGGCUUGUGUCACAUUUUGUGUUUGGUUGGUCUUUUAAUUGGUUUGCUUGGUUGACACCCGUAUAUGUUUUUCGCUGGGUCUCAGGUGUGAGAUGUGAUGCAGGCGAAAAAUGUGGGAUUUGAGGCGUUUACUACAGCUGUGAUCGAUAAGGUGUCAGAAAUCACUUGAUGUCAUAACGGGUUCCCCUGAUACAGUGUGUUAUGGAAUGCAAUGCUGUAUGUACACUGUUAGGAUUCUUGGUUUGGUUUUUGUUGGAUACUUUUGUUUAGUCUCUUCCCCUAAUGUGCCUGCCUUACGACCAGUCACUACCUGCUAUACAUUGAGUUCAUAUGGGAACAACAACGCCGGUGAAUGUAUACAUUAACCAACAAAUGAGAGUGCUUAAGAGCAGCAGCCAAGUACAGGGUUAUUACUAGCUGGCAGGCAUGCUGAUGUUAAAGCUGAAAUGUAAUAAAAGAUCUCAUUAAAUUCCUAGGACCCUGUUAGGACUGCUAUUAGGUGGCUCAGAGAGGCCAGUUAAAAGGAACGCCUGGCAUCGCGGGGGGUUCAAGUCUUGCCACUGUCUGAUAGCGCUAAAAAUCAACAUGCAGUUAUGAUGUGAAUGGUUGUAGGCUUUAGGCUACGGUAGGGCUUUGAUUUGAGCAGUGGAGUUUUUUGUGCUUCGCUGCAGAGUGGCAUGAAAGGUUACACAGCAAACAAGGAUUUAAUCAUUGUGUCAAGACUAUAAACAACAACUCAUUAUUCAUAGUUGGCUUGCCCUUUUACUCUGGUCCCCUAUCAAUAUUUAUGUUCAGUCAAUAUUUAGUUUAGCAGGCUCAGGCUGUGCUCAACUUGUUUCAUGUUCAGUAGCAUUUUAUAUUGGAUUCUAUAUUGGUGUAAUUUAAGCGAUAUGGCCUCUAUAAAUAUGAGUGAGUGGAGCAGGAUGGAGUCUGUCAGUUAAUACAGGCGAUAAUAUUUUGACCUGUGUGCGUCACUAAAGCAGAUGAUGAGUGUGUCAGUGGAAAAGGACUUCAAAGUCAGAUUAAAACCUCUUCCAUUAAAUUGAAGUCAGUAAUAACAAAUUGCAGGCAUGGAUCAUACAAUAUGCAUCGAAUUUAUUCUGGUUUGAGAAGAUUGCUUUGUUGCAGUGUGAAGAAUGUGUUGUUGUUUUUUACUCAAAAACAUUUUUGGUAAAGGACUUGGGUCUGAAUGUGCAACUAAAUAUACUAUAUUUCCUUGUAGAACUAAACAUAGGCUCUGAUGAAUUAUUAAUUGUAUUCAGCUUAUUUUGUUAUAUUAGACCACCUCAUUAACAGCUAGUGUGACAGGAGGUGAUGCACUGUAUAUAUUACAGACUAACAUUGGGAGAACUCUUAUUUGGUGCAAAUAUUUUGUAUAGAUUUGGGAAGAAUUUGGGGAAAUAUUUUCUAAUUAAAGUUGUGUUUUGAAAAAGA
Oncorhynchus kisutch (coho salmon) is the source of this 3495-nucleotide messenger RNA. RefSeq names its product guanine nucleotide-binding protein subunit alpha-11. The transcript is spliced from 8 exons. Gene Ontology annotation, molecular function: G-protein beta/gamma-subunit complex binding; guanyl nucleotide binding; G protein-coupled receptor binding. The coding region runs from base 403 to 1512 and encodes 369 amino acids. Gene Ontology annotation, cellular component: heterotrimeric G-protein complex; cytoplasm. Lineage: Eukaryota; Metazoa; Chordata; Actinopteri; Salmoniformes; Salmonidae. The record is from RefSeq and is a predicted model, not a curated record. Gene Ontology annotation, biological process: phospholipase C-activating dopamine receptor signaling pathway; adenylate cyclase-modulating G protein-coupled receptor signaling pathway.